AAUCGCGAAAUUCAAAUUGCAACGUCUUUUUAUUUCAAAACAACGGCGAAACGUUUUUGUGUUGCAUAUAUUGAAUCAAAUUCGGUUCGUUAUCCAUUGGUUUAUCGUGGAAAUCAUGGACCCUUUGACUGAGAAACUGUUGGAAAGAGCUCGGGCAAGACGAGAGAAUUUAGCUCGUAAGAUGGCAGAAUCAAACAUGUCUCCUCGAAAGACGACCACAACACCAGCUAGAGUGCCCCUGAGGGAAAAUCAGAUACAUAAUCACGAACCCAGAGUAUCACCAGUGAAGGGAAGACGUGCUGAAAUGACACUCAAACCAGACACACCAGCAAUUCCUUCUGUCAAGAACAGACUACAGCGCUUGGCUGAACAAAGACAAGUCUGGAAUGCUUCAAGUACAUGUGGAACAGAAAUAGACAGUCCACAGAAUGUGAUCCCUCCAAAACGGCCAGAUUUUGAGGAAGAGGAGGGGGUCCCUGCAGCCCCUGCCCUCAAAGCACCCAUCUCCAGUCGGUCCCGAUUCGCUGCCCUUGCCGCCAACAUCAACAACUGGGAGGACGACACAGAUCACCCUAAACAUGAGUUUCAUAAGGUGUGUUGGGAAAAGCCAGCAGCUCGCAAGUGGCAACCCCCUAAGAGGCAAGAGUCAGCUGAAGAUUCUACCCAAUUCCCUGCCAAACGCUCUUCCCCCACCACCCUCUCCCAAACAAGCUCUGUCGAGACAACCGCCCCCUCUACUCAGCCCUCUCCUCCAAAACGCACUAAAUAUGAAGAGAAGGCGAGCAUGCUGCAGAGAGAGCCAAGUGGCAAAGGUAAGGCCCAAUUCAAAAGCAUUCCAUAUGACUGGCACUCUACUUCAAUCACCAAGUGUCCAUCUAAGAUAGUGCAUGGUAGUAGUAAAGACACCAUAUCCAAAUUAUCAUCCGCAUCAUUGAAAACCAUAAUAACUGUGCAGUCCAACAAGCACAGUCCUGUGAAGACCCCUAAAACUCCCCUCUCUGGCCGCCUAUUUGUUGCAGUGGGCACCAAGAGACAGAAUUCAUCAGAGGAUGAAUUAAACACCCCCGCAGAUCAACCCGUACCCGCUCCUCGAGCUGCCAAGAAGCUUGCACCUGCCGCCAGAAGCCCAGGCAAGACACACAUCACAACUGCCUCACCGGUGAAGCGCCCCUCACCCCAGUCCUGCACACCAGCCACCCCUAAAAUCAAUUCACCCAGAAAGCAGGCGAUCAUUAGGGGAUCCCCCAAGAAAGCUGUCACAACUGUCACACUGUCUCCCCUCAAACAUAACUCCCCCAUCAAGAAGUCCCCUGUCAAACAGCAGGCCAUCAGGUCUUCACCUGUUAAACAAGCCAUUAAGACAAAAAACACUCCCAUUGCCAAGAGAGGUGGAAGUUCGCAGAAAUUUGUUCAAGCGAUGGCGCUGCUGGAGCAGGGCUGUGGUGGGGGCAGGGCGUCAUCCAGGCAGAGUCCUGUCAAGACUACUCCGAAGGUGGGGGCCAUGGCUCAACGCAUCCAGGAACGACUCAAGGCAGACCAGAGCAACUGGCAGAGUAAUGCUAUCAACAAGAAAGUACAGGAGGAAAGACAGAAAGAGAUGGCUCUCAUCAAAACACGCUGGGAAGCUCCUGGAACAGGAACCCAUGGAACGAAGGAAGAGCCCAAAUCAACAUCUGUUCCAGAAGAGGAACAUGUUGACACUGAGGAGAUGUCUCAAGAACAAGAAAUAGAGACAGAGGAAGAGAUGGAUGCAGAGUCCAAUGAUGAUGCAGAUGUGAGUGAGUCCAACGUGGAGGAGGACUACUCAACAGAAGAGGAUGAGAUCGUCCCCAUUCAAACCCAAGGAGAGAUGGAACAAACUGGUAUCAUUCCCAUUACGUUGGAGAGAUCAGCAUUCCCUACCAAUGAUCGUCUUGAUGUCAUAGAUGAAAAGAAUACUGAGAAUGCAGACGAGAGUGAAGUGAACAUCAGCGAUGUCCUUGGUGACAUUGAUGAGCUGAUCGUAGAGGCUGAGCAAGCUAUGAUGGAAGAAGAGAAGGCAAAGGCUGAGAGUCUGAAGAGAUAUGCUGAGCCUCCUACACAAUCUACAACUCCCAAGGGAGAUUUAUCUGGAUGGGACUAUAACAUUGACAAGAUGGAGCCAAUUUACGCAAACAUAUCUGAAAUCACCAACUCAACCUCCUCCUCUUCAUCCCAGGAUGAGGGGAACCCAAGACCUGCUCCAAGAACCCGACGGAGGAGGAGCUCCAGCGUGGGCUCCAUCGACUCCUGCAUCUCAGCUGCCUCCUCCUUGGCCCCCAUCAGCUUGGAGAGCUACCGGUCCCAGCAGCAGCAAAAGACCCUUAGCCCUACAACCGUCACCCACCGUACCGUUACCAGGGAGACUGCAUCCAGGAGUGUCGUCCGAGAACCAUCCUCCACUUCCAGACCAAGAUCCUCUUCUACAUCAUCAGCAGUGUCCUCUGCAUCGUCGUCAAAGGGCAGUAAUGGAGGUUAUCACCAGCGACAGGGUGGUCCUCCUAAAGAUCAGAAGAGAUUGGUUGCCAAGAAGAUGAGCACCAAAGAGAGAAUCCAGAUGAUGAUGGAGGAGGUUUCUGCCCAACAGAGUAUCAUCCAUCAGACCAGUCAAGCUUUAGAACUAAUCGCUGCUACAGAGGAGUAUCACGGUACCAAGGAGGAAAUAGAAGCUGAGAGGCUUCUUGUAGUUGCCUCUCAGCGUCGUCAGGCCUGCCUAUCGGAGAUCCAGUACUUGAAGAACCCAGUUACUACACCCAAGGUGAUUGUGACUGAAGAUGGAGAAGAGAUUGUACCAUGUAGGGGCUCUGUGACCAUCAAGGAUAUAAGACUACCCCUCAAGACUCAGUACCUUAUGGCUCUUGACUCAGGCAAAGAUCAAAUUCACCACAGCUUCUUUGUGAUAGUGAAAUGUCAGGAGCAUGUCAUAGCUACUCAGAUCCUCUCUACCAGGGAGAUUAGUGGAGACUGUAUUCAUUUCACCAACCUAGUCUGCUUGAAUGAUCUAGGUAGUGACUUCACCGUUGAGCUUUUGGUGUAUGAGAUGAGAGGAAGGUGCGCUACCUUAGAUGCAGUCCAGAGCAAGAAAGCUGCUACCGCCAAACAUGGAUGGAGCCUCACACCAAAGAGAUUCAAGGGAGCAUCCAAUUUCAGGCAAGGAGGAGGGCGUUACCCACAGUCACCAGGUCCAUCAUCAUCAGGCCACAGCACAGUAAGACAGAACAGCUUUGCUAUGGUGGGAUCAGCAAGACUUAGUCUAGCCAGCUGUCAACUCAAGAAAUGCACCCUCACAAAGGUUCCUUUCUUAUCACCCUUAGAGGGUGCUAUUCAUAUGAUGAUGUCAUGUCACACAGACAGCCAGACCCAUGCAGAGGGUUUCCUUACAAUGUUUGAUGACUGCAGUGGAAUGGGUAUGUGGCAUAGGAGAUGGUGUGUCCUACAUGGUGGAAACCUGUCCUUCUGGAAGUAUCCUGGUGAUGAGAAGAAAAAGCCACCCAUCGGUACAAUAGAUCUGAAAGCAUGUAUCACCAGGGAGGUGAAGCUCAUCUCUCGUAUCCACUGUGCAAGACCUAACACCUUUGAGCUCCAGACCAGCCGACCCGCCAGCAAGUCAGAUAGGGAUACCCUGGUCUCUAAACACACCAACUCAUACACUAUCACAAAACAUCUCUUGUCAGCAGACACCAAAGAAGAUCGGGUUGAAUGGACAACCUCUCUCAACAAGACCCUCCUGGAGCUGAGGUUGUGGUGCAAGGAUGCUGUCAGACCAAGCCAUGAAUAAAACAUGUCUCAAUCUACACAGACCAUUGGGACUAGCCAUGCAUGUGGAUGCUGUAAGACCAAAGCUGUGAAUGAUCGACACUAGCCUUUUCAAGGACUUCUGCAACUUAUGAAGUGGUGUCGAGACUUAGCCAGACUAAACAAUAAUUAGACUUUCUUUUUCCUUUCAAAUGAAGACAAAAUAUACUAGGGCUAGAUAGCUAGCUUUUAUAUUGUUAAAAAAAAAAUCUGUCAUGUUUUCAUACUACUUCUUGGCUCAUCUACAUGUAUGUAGCGUGCAAGUUCUGAAUUGCACUUGGGACUCGACUUCCUAUGGGAAAUAUGACUAGCUCAAUUGAUAAUUUGGGAAAAUUUGUAGUAUUUUAAGGAUUUGCUAUAGUCAUAUAAUCAAAGUACUGAUUGCUGCUCUGUAAUCAUUCUCCAUUUAUUCUACAAGUUUCAUAAAUUGAUUUGUACAUGUACAUGUA
Molecule: messenger RNA, 4262 nt
Organism: Strongylocentrotus purpuratus (purple sea urchin)
Lineage: Eukaryota; Metazoa; Echinodermata; Echinoidea; Camarodonta; Strongylocentrotidae
Gene: anln
Product: anillin
Exons: 18
Coding region: 116-3796 (1226 amino acids)
Biological process (GO): actomyosin contractile ring assembly; mitotic cytokinesis; septin ring organization
Cellular component (GO): actomyosin contractile ring
Source: RefSeq, a predicted model, not a curated record